Messenger RNA from Lachancea thermotolerans CBS 6340, 2259 nucleotides. RefSeq lists its product as uncharacterized. Lineage: Eukaryota; Fungi; Ascomycota; Saccharomycetes; Saccharomycetales; Saccharomycetaceae. Gene Ontology annotation, molecular function: S-adenosylmethionine-dependent methyltransferase activity. The record is from RefSeq and is a predicted model, not a curated record. Bases 1 to 2259 code for a protein of 752 amino acids. The transcript has a single exon.
AUGGAGGGAAAGAAAAAACAGCACUCAAAGGGAGAGCUGGAGUGCACCGACGGCUCACGGCGAAAUAGCGGAUUUGUUCCGGGCGUGGGCAAGGCGUUGGGCGUGAGCGACAGCUCCAAAAACACGAAAUCGCCGUCUUGGACGUCGUCGAUUUCGACAAUAACAGAAGAGCUGCCGGCGCCUAAGGUGUCGGAAGCAAUGACAAGGGUGCCUUCAGCCGCCAGUGCGGUUUCAUACCCAUAUUGCUCGUCUGUGCCGGAAGAGCCCGGUGCCAAGCCCUGCCCGACGCGCGCGCGUUGGUGGAACACGCUCCCGAAAAUUGGCGAGACAGUUCACAGCCAUAAGCAUUCUCUGAAUGCAGUGGUCUUGAAUGUGAACGGGACGCCGCGCGAGAUAAUUUACGACCCACGCUACAACCCGCUUUUUUCAAAACUCGAAAUAUUUUACAUGUUUAAUGCGCAAACGCCGCUGUCGGACUGCUAUACCUACGCGAAAACUCGGCUUGCAUCAUUUGUGAAGUUCCUGGAAGUCUAUCACUCUUCUAGACAAUAUGCAUCGGCGUGUCUUCCCUUCAACGUUAGCGUAGCCGCGAACGCUACUGCCGGUGGCUACCCUUCUUACACUGCCGGUGUUGACUAUCAUGAGAUUGGCGAAAUAGUGCAGCUGUGGUAUCUGCAGUCUCUCGAGUUCAUGAUAGACAACAACUCGUUUUUGUUUUCAAACGAGAUAGUGGACUACUUGGUGAACUACGAGCCUCAAAAGAAUGCGAGCAUAAAAAGAGAAUUGUCUUGCUCCGGACCUCCUCCCAGUGCUUUGCAGGAAACGAUCAUUAGAGCCGAUAUUUUACUGAUACGAUGCACCUUUGAGGAAGAGCUGGGCUGGCAGCUGGCCCUAGACGAGCCGAAUUGGAACAUUGUUGAUCUGUUCGUCGAUCUCUCCUUUCUGGGCAGACUGACUACAGAAGAUGAGGGGGAGGAUAGCAGCGGAAACGCAACGUCGACCACCGCUGAUGUGGAUGGGGACACCACAUUAUCACCGCCUUCAUCGGCUUCGUCCUCUCCUGCAACGUCAGCGACAACGUCGUCCUCUGACGUUUCAUAUGGAAAAGUCUCGGAAAGCGUAAUGCGAGAGCCUGUGAGGUCGGGGAACGACAUUUUUGUCGACCCGCAAACCGAUGUUCCAGAAACCAGCAGUGCAAGAGCAUGUCAUGUUAUUGUUCAAGACUGCGUUGGUCGCGACCUUGACAAACUCGCAGCCGAGAUGAGGGCCAAGGGCAUUAAUGAGACCUGCAGGCCAAGCAUAUCUCAAAACUCAAGCCAAGAGAGUUUUUCUUCCCAAAAACAAGGCCAAAGUGGCAAAAAAGACCAAUCCACGAAGUCAGCUAAAAGUUCUACAGGGUUAGGAAUUAGCAACUUCUUUAGGCGUAAAAACUCACACGCAAGCGGUGACAAGGGCGAUAACCCACUAUCAUCGAAGCGUGCACCACAAAGUGAUUCUGUCAAAAUGAACUUGACUAUUCAAAAUAGUUACUUGGAUGACUACUACGCAUCGACUCUUGCGAAUUUCAGAAAACUGGUCCUUCCUUCUCACUGUAUGUUUACCCGAAGGGAGGCUCCCAAACCUUUCAAAAGAGAAAACGGUGCCUCCAAGAAGCAGGAGGCAAACUCUUACCAAAAAGAGUUUUUACAAAUCAAGAUACCCUUGAAAGAUGAAUCUUUUCCCGUUAUAAUAUGCCCUGAUGUUUGGUUUUCAUUGGAAUUUAAAAAAUGGAAAGGACUCAUCAACGAACUUUUCCGAUGCAUACGUCCUGGAGGUUUUCUGGAAACGUCUGCUUGCAAUCUCACGAAUGUUAACGAUGGUUACGAUAUUGAAAAGAGCUCAAAAGAAUUUCCUACGUUGCUAGAAAUGAAAGCCCUAAAUGACGUGAUAUCUAUGGAAGCUGUAAAGGCAGGUCUUCAGGUGUUUCCUAUGAGACACUUAGUUGGAGCGUUGAAAGCUGCAGGCUUUGUUAACAUUAAGCAUUCAGUUUUUAGCUUAAAAAGAGGCGAUUUACGGCACAAUAUGGGGUUUCUAUUCGAAUUUUUGGCGAUUCGUAACUACGAUUACCAACUUAGAAACGAUCUUUUGAGUUCAGAGGUCAAACCUCCAGGCACAAACCCAGCCAGUUUUCCACUGCGCUACGUAGAAGAACACAUGGGCAAAGCAGAUGAAGAUGCUGGAGUUGUCCGUCUUGUUCUGAUAACAGCUCAAAAGCCUUAA